GGAUGUUUGAUAUCCGCAUUCCGGCUGUCUCAACACCUAGCGUGUAUUGGCCUGAACUCAAUAGUGUAGUUCUGUCCCAAGCUAUGGCGGAAUCGGCUUUCAGGCAAACCAAUGAACCGGACGAUGAAGAAGAAGACUACAUGGGCGACCUCUCUAAGUUGCUUCCUCCAGAAGAUACUACCUCUUCCAAAUCCAUAUUCAGAAAGGUUGCUGCUAAUAAAACCCCUGUUGUUCAAUCAUCGAAUAAGAAACCGAAAACCUUCAAUUGGCAAGAACAGCGCAGACGGGAUAGAGAACGGAAACAACACGAAGAGGAUGAACAGACAUUGGCUAGAAUAGAGGCUCCGAUUCCACAAUCCAACAUUGGGUUUAAAUUGUUGAAGCAGAUGGGGUACACUCCUGGGGCAGCUUUAGGCAAGGAGGGUUCCGGACUUGCAGAGCCUGUGGGACUUGAGAUUCGACGGUCGCGAGCUGGAAUUGGCAGGCUAGAUCCGAUUAAAGAGAAGGUGAAGCAAGAAGAGAUUAGAGCUGAGAAAAAGAGGAGCCAUCAGGAGGCCUUGAUGGAGGAAUUUGGGUCUCGACAGAAGUUGCAAUGGAGAAGUCGAAGAAUUGUGGUCAAUUACAACAAGGCCAAAGCAGCACUUGAUCAAUUGGAGAAUAAGGAAGUUGUGGAGCCAGAGAAGGACAAUGAGGAGGAAGGAGAACAAGAAGAAGAGGAGGAAGAGAUUAUAACCGAAGAGGAUUUGGAGGAAAUUUUGAUGAAACUGAGAGAUGAACAUCGAUAUUGCCUUUUCUGUGGAUACCAGUAUGACUCAAUGGAUUCCCUCCUAUCUAACUGCCCUGGAAUUAGUGAAGAUGAUCACUGAACUAACUUCCUUUCCCUCCAAACGGUUUGCUGGAGAUGGGAUUUUUGGAAGUCGGCCGAAUGGAAGAACCACCGUAAAAUAAACAAGGACAUAAUGCAACCAUGAAGUGCUUAAAACGGUGUUUUUAGGUACUUUUUUAGGUCAUCCCUGCCACGUCCUUUGUUGUUAACGAGUUCCCCCUUCCUGUCGAGGGUUGCAUCAUGUGCUUUAGUAUGCCUUUUUUGUCAAUGUUCUCAACACAAACGGCAUAAUCUCUCAGAAAGCAAUCCGACCUGAAGUUGCUGUUUGGAAGUCGGAAUAGCAAUGCUCCACUUCUAGAAUUACCUGUCCUAGUCAAUGGAUAGCUGGACAUUGAGAAAGUUUGUUCAGAUUGAGGCAUAGAAGUAGGAGUUCAGGACACCAAUUCUGCUUUAUACAAUCAAUACUUGGGCCAAGCUCCUUCCUGUUUGUGUCCUUUUUAGUGCAAAAUAUGACAGAAUUUGAACUGUAACGUUGAAUUUGAGUUUCCUGACAGCUUCUCGCACAAAUUUGGCGGGUAAGUUUUCUGUGAAGUGACUUCUGAAUAUUCUUUAAAAGGGUAUCUUAAUUUAUUCAAACUUAGUGAAUUAAUCUUUUUGUGGUA
Molecule: messenger RNA, 1488 nt
Organism: Cucumis melo (muskmelon)
Lineage: Eukaryota; Viridiplantae; Streptophyta; Magnoliopsida; Cucurbitales; Cucurbitaceae
Exons: 4
Coding region: 3-866 (287 amino acids)
Cellular component (GO): kinetochore
Molecular function (GO): nucleic acid binding
Source: RefSeq, a predicted model, not a curated record